GAUGGAGAUGAGGAUGAUGAAGUCAAUGUGGAAGGGGAGGAAGGAAGGGAGGACAAGGAGGACAAGGAGGACGACGAGGACGACGAGGACGACGAGGAAGAGGAGGACAAGGACGACGAGGCCGAUGAGGCCGAGGAGGACGAGGAUGACGAGGCCGACGAGGACGAGGACGACGACGAGGAUGACGAGGACGACGAGGACGACGAGGACGACGAAGACGACGAAGACAAGGAGGAUGAGGAGGAUGAGGAGGACGAGGAGGACGAGGAGGACGAGGAGGAGCAGGACGAGGAGGAGGGAGAGGAGGGCAUAGAAGGAGGGGAAGUAGGAGACAGAGAGGAUGAUGAGGUGGAGGAUGCUGUUGAAGGGCGAGGGGGGGUUCAUAAUGGUGGCCGAGAAUGCACAGGGGGAAUAGCAGUGGGGACCGCAGGCGGCGAAUGAUUAAUCCUGCACUCAGCUCAAACUAUUUAGAGUCCUAUGUUCCGGGUCACCUGUUGGGUUGGCCUCUGGCUGUAUGCAUUUUGGAUUUGCACCACAACAGCCCCUGUUCCACGUAGAUGAGUAGAUCCCUAACCAAAUCAACUUCACUUCUAUUGCACACAAUGAAGCACACUUGAGAUG
This is a messenger RNA of Chara braunii, 621 nucleotides long. NCBI's taxonomy places the organism in Eukaryota, Viridiplantae, Streptophyta, Charophyceae, Charales, Characeae. The record is from the annotation of a GenBank genome assembly.